AUAAGCCAUUUGUUUGCUCUUCUCGGAUAUCUUUUAACUCGGACUCUUCUCCAGGUAAUAUAUCUUGGGAAGCCUGAUGGACCUACCUGCCACACAGGGUUAGAAACUUGCUACUAUACAUCAGUUUCUGAUCUCCUAAGUGACAAACAGGUUGAAGGAAAUAGGUUGGCAUUGACAACUUUGUACUCGGUAGAGACUACAAUUUCCCAGCGGAAAAUGGAAUUAGCAGCGCCAGAAAGUGGAAAACCCUCUUGGACUAAAAGAUUAUUACUAGAUCCCAAUUUGCUUUGCUCAAAAAUUCGAGAAGAAGCAGAUGAGUUAUGUCGAACAAUGGAGGAGAAUGAGGAUAAGUCACAUACUGCCUCAGAGAUGACAGAUGUGCUGUAUCAUGCCAUGGUUCUGCUGGCACUCAAAGAUGUAAAAGCCAAGGAUGUCCUAGAAGUUCUCCGUACGAGAUUUUCACAGUCAGGCAUUGAGGAAAAGAGCAGUCGUACGUCACAAAGCUAGGCAUGGAGUGUAGCUGUCACCAGGGAAAUUAUCAUGAUAAUUUGGUAUGCUUUUUCAAGAAUAAUACUGCAUGAUCAUGAACAUCAUGCCAUAUCCUCGUUUUUUUUUUUUUUUUUUUNAUGU
Molecule: messenger RNA, 630 nt
Organism: Pistacia vera
Lineage: Eukaryota; Viridiplantae; Streptophyta; Magnoliopsida; Sapindales; Anacardiaceae
Product: histidine biosynthesis bifunctional protein hisIE, chloroplastic-like
Exons: 3
Biological process (GO): L-histidine biosynthetic process
Molecular function (GO): phosphoribosyl-ATP diphosphatase activity
Source: RefSeq, a predicted model, not a curated record